Messenger RNA from Dromiciops gliroides (monito del monte), 6731 nucleotides. It is a transcript of the gene IQSEC2, whose product is annotated as IQ motif and Sec7 domain ArfGEF 2. Gene Ontology annotation, molecular function: guanyl-nucleotide exchange factor activity; protein binding. Lineage: Eukaryota; Metazoa; Chordata; Mammalia; Microbiotheria; Microbiotheriidae. The record is from RefSeq and is a predicted model, not a curated record. Gene Ontology annotation, biological process: regulation of ARF protein signal transduction; actin cytoskeleton organization.
CCCGGGCCGGCACCAGCGCCAGCGCCGGGACCCGGGGGGGGAGGACAGAGAGGCGGCGGAGGAGGAGGACGGAGAGGAGGAGGCGGCGGCGGCCGAGGCAGCUGCCUCUGGGGGCUGUGGCCCGAGGCCCCGGGCGCCCGCAGCGGGGCCCCCAUGGACGAGUCGGGGGGCGGCGCGGGGGGGGCCGCCGGGGAGAGCCCCAGCCGCGCCGUGGAAUACCUGCUGGAGCUCAAUAACAUCAUUGAAGGGCAGCAGCAGCUGCUGGAAACGCAGCGGAGGCGCAUCGAGGAGCUGGAGGGCCAAGUGGACCGGCUGAGCCGGGAGAACCGAGACCUGCGCGCCGGCGCUGCGGCCGCGGCCGGAGCGGGGCCCCUGCAGGCCCGGGAGAGCCCCUACCAGAACCUGCGAGACACCCAACGCCUUCACCUGCGCCGCGAGCCUCGGCCGGGCCACCCGCACCGGGCGCCGCCGCCGCCGCCCAUCGCCGGCAAGGCGCCCUACGCCGCCCGGGGGGAGCACCACCACCACCGAGGGGAGCACCAGAGGGACGGGCCUUUCGGCGGCGCCCCCUGCCACCUGCACCACGAACGCGUGGUCCGGGACUGCCCCGGGAGCCGCCACCACCCCUGCGAGGAGCCCUCUCCAUACCCAGGAGGGGGAGGCGGAGGGCCCCGGGGGGAGCAGCCUCCCCCGCCGCAGCAGCCGCAGCAGCAGCAGCAGCCCCCCCAGGCGCCGCCGCCGCAGCCCCCCCAGGCGCCGCAGCAGCAGCCGCCCCCCCAAGCGCCGCCGCAGCCGCCGCCGCCGCAGCAGCCCCCGCAGCCGCCCCGGGGUCAGAUGAGCCGAGGGGCCUCCCGGAGUUCCAGUCCGGGGGCGGGUGGGGGCCACAGCACCAGCGGAAGCACGAGCCCAGCCACGACCCUUCGGAGAAAGUCAGAUGGGGAGAAUUCGAGAACAGUCAGGUCCGCAGAGUCUCCCACCCUCCACCAGUAUUGCUGUCCUGCCCAGGUGUUCCUCUCCAUGCAGCUACUCCCCCCAGGCAGGCCGACUGAGAGCAGUGUGGAGGGCGAUGCCCCGUCCAGUGAUCUGGGCGUCGGGGCCGACAGUCCGGAAAGCCAGGCCCCUUACCGUUGCGGGGGCAGUGGUGUUGUCAGCGAGUUCGCCAAGUUGUCGGACCCCUAUGAGCUGCCCCCUGCUGCCUGCCAUGUCCACAUGCCUGGUCCGUCUGCUGCCACUGGCCUGCCCUGGGCCCAGCGGGCUCGUCUCCAGCCUGCCAGCUUAGCACUCCGAAAGCAGGAGGAAGAAGAGAUGAAGAGGUCCAAGGCCCUGUCUGACAGCUACGAGCUCUCCACAGACCUGCAGGACAAGAAGGUGGAGAUGCUGGAGCGGAAGUAUGGUGGCCCAUUUCUCAGCCGGCGGGCAGCACGCACCAUCCAGACGGCCUUCCGCCAGUACCGAAUGAACAAGAACUUUGAGAGGCUGCGAAGCUCAGCCUCGGAGAGCCGCAUGUCCAGGCGCAUCAUUCUGUCCAACAUGCGCAUGCAGUUUUCCUUUGAGGAGUAUGACAAGGGCCAGAACGCUCCUUAUUUUGAGGGCAAACCAGCCUCCUUGGAUGAAGGUGCUAUGGCAGGGGCCCGGGCCCAUCGCCUAGAGCGUGGCCUCCCCUACGGUGGCUCCUGCAGUGGCCUGGAUGGAGGCAGUUCCGUCACCACCUCUGGGGAGUUUUCCAAUGAUAUCACCGAGUUGGAAGACUCCUUCUCCAAGCAGGUGAAGUCCUUGGCAGAAUCGAUUGAUGAGGCCCUGAACUGUCACAGUCUUCGGGGAGAGGAGGAGGAGGAGGAGGAGGAGGAGGAGGAGGAAGAGGAGGAGGAGGAGGAGGAGGAGGAGGAGGAGGAGGAGGAAGAGACAGUGGAGCCAGGAAGAGUGGAAGUCUCAGGGCCCCUCCCAGAGCAGGCAGAGGUCCGGGACCGGGACCACCAUGGGGACAGCACAGGCACUUCCUUCAGUGACGUGACCCUCUACCUGGAUGAAGCCACUGGGCCUGUGUCCCCGCUUUCCCCGGACCACCCCAUCAGCAGCAGCGACACUCCACAGCCACCUUUGCCACCCCCCCAACCUGGGGCUGCUAAUGCUCGGGAGGAAGACCUGGGGGCCCGCCGGGGCCCCCCCUGCCUUGAAUGCAGGGACUUCCGCCUGCGGGCAGCACACCUUCCGCUGCUGACCAUUGAACCACCCAGUGAUAGCUCUGUGGACCUCAGUGACCGCUCUGACCGGGGGUCUAUUCACCGGCAGCUGGGCAACUAUGAGGCUGGUGGGACUGGCAGCCCCCAUGGAACCUUGCAGCAGCACCCAGAGCCACCACCGCCUGGGAGACCCCCUCACCCCCUGCGCCACUAUCCAGCCCCUGAAGCCAGCAGCCUGGGGCCCCCCCCACCUCCCCCUGGAACCUCUGCCCUCAACAGUGGCGGCCCCCCUGGAGGUGGUGGCAGCCGAAUCCUUAUGGGCAAGUGUGAGGCUGGCUCGGCUCCAGUGGCCAGUGGUGGUGGUGGCGGUGGUGGCGGUGGCGGCGGCGGCGGCGGUGACAACUCCGAUGGGGAGCCCGAUAGCUUGAACAGCACCACCAACUCAAAUGAGACCAUCAACUGCAGCUCAGGGUCUUCCUCGAGAGACAGCCUGCGGGAGCCCCCAGCCCCACUGGGCUCCCAGACUUAUCAGCGGGAGACCAGGCACAGUUGGGACUCACCAGCCUUCAACAAUGACGUGGUCCAGAGACGGCAUUACCGCAUAGGCCUCAACCUCUUUAACAAGAAACCAGAGAAAGGCAUCCAGUACCUGAUCGAACGCGGCUUCUUGUCAGAUACGCCUGUGGGGGUCGCCCACUUUAUCCUGGAGCGGAAGGGCCUGAGCCGCCAGAUGAUUGGGGAGUUUCUGGGCAACCGUCAAAAACAGUUCAACAGGGACGUGCUCGACUGUGUGGUGGAUGAGAUGGAUUUCUCCUCCAUGGAUCUGGAUGAUGCUCUGCGAAGGUUCCAGUCCCACAUCCGGGUACAGGGAGAGGCCCAAAAAGUGGAACGGCUCAUUGAGGCCUUCAGCCAGCGGUAUUGUGUGUGCAACCCGGCCCUUGUGAGGCAGUUCCGGAACCCAGAUACCAUCUUCAUCUUGGCCUUCGCCAUCAUCUUGCUCAACACAGACAUGUACAGCCCUAAUGUAAAGGCUGAACGCAAGAUGAAACCUGAAGACUUCAUCAAGAACCUCAGAGGAGUUGACAAUGGAGAAGAUAUCCCCAGGGACCUGCUAGUCGGCAUUUACCAGCGCAUCCAGGGCCGUGAACUGAGGACCAAUGACGACCAUGUGUCCCAGGUGCAGGCUGUGGAACGCAUGAUUGUAGGCAAGAAACCAGUCCUCUCCUUACCCCACCGGCGCCUGGUCUGUUGCUGCCAACUCUAUGAGGUGCCUGACCCCAACAGGCCACAGAGGCUUGGCCUUCACCAGCGUGAAGUCUUUCUCUUCAAUGACCUACUUGUGGUCACCAAAAUUUUCCAGAAGAAGAAGAUCCUGGUGACCUACAGUUUCCGCCAGUCCUUUCCCCUUGUUGAAAUGCACCUACAGCUCUUCCAGAAUUCCUAUUACCAGUUUGGCAUCAAACUGCUGUCUGCAGUGCCAGGCGGGGAGCGGAAGGUGCUCAUCAUCUUCAAUGCGCCCAGCCUCCAAGACCGGCUUCGCUUCACAUCUGACCUCCGAGAGUCCAUAGCUGAAGUACAAGAGAUGGAGAAGUACCGUGUGGAAUCGGAGCUUGAGAAGCAGAAGGGGGUGAUGCGCCCCAACACCUCCCAGCCCACCGGCUCCAAGGACACAGUCAACGGCACACUGCCCCGGUCCAGCCUGGAGGACACAUAUGGCCUUGGGGACGGUCUGAAACGGAGUGCCCUUAGCAGCUCCCUACGUGAUCUUUCUGAUGCAGGGAAGCGGGGGCGGCGUAACAGCGUGGGAUCAUUGGACAGCACCAUCGAAGGCUCUAUUAUUAGCAGCCCCCGCCCGCACCAGCGGAUGCCUCCACCCUUGCCUCCAGCUCCACCGCCACCUGAGGAGUAUAAGACCCAGCAGCGCCCUGCGUCUAACUCAUCCUCCUUUCUGGGCUCACUGUUCGGCAGUCGGAGGGGCAAAGGCCCCUUCCAGACCCCUCCAGGGCCUACUUCUGCUUCUUCCUCCUCUGCCUCCUCCUCCCACCACCACCACCACCACCACCACCACCACCACCACCCUCCGGCAGCCCCAGCACCAGCCCCACACCACAUACACACCGACGGCCCCUCCAAGCUUCAGGCCCUCCAUGCCCAGUAUUGCCAUGUGCCUGGGGGGCCAGCCCCCCCCCCCUCCUCCCUACCACCCCAGCCUGCCCCACCCCCACCCCCACCCCAGCCAGCCCCUCUACCCCAGGUGGGCACUAUCCCACCACCACCUGCCUCGGCGCCACCUGUGGGGCCACACCGCCAUUUUCUCGGUGGGCACGGGCCUCAGCACUUUACACUGGGCCGGGCUGGGGGCCGAGCCAAACGGGGAGCAGCCGGGGCAGCCUCCAUGGGGGGUCGUUACCCACUGCACCAACCCACUUCACCCCUGCCCCUCUACAGUCCAGCCCCACACCAUGGGUUGGUCCACCAUGCAUACCCCCCACCAGGUCCACCACCACCUGGCGUCCACCACGUGGCCAGUGCGUCUAAACAGGGCCCCAAGCACUUUAUUUUUGGCGGGCACCCACCAAUGAUGUCACGGUCGGCGCCUGGAGGGCCCUAUGGGGGUGCAGGGGGUGGUGGGGGCCACUCUGGUCCAGUACACCCACCACAAUCACCACUGUCGCCUCACUCGCCUGUGAUACCACCCCACCCUUCGUACCCACCACUUCCUCCACCCUCACCCCAUACCCCACUCACUCCACAUUCGCCCGCACCCCCCACCUCUCCCCACCCACCACCCCAUAGCCACAGCCAUGGCCAUCCCCAUGGUCACGGCCACGGUCCUGGGAACCCCAAGCCCAAGCCAGCAAGCAGGAUCAGCACUGUUGUUUGAAUUGUAAGCAGGAGGUCGGCUCACUCCGCCUUCUGGGUUGGCCUUGGAUUCUCUUAGGAAGUAAAACAUACAGAGAACACAGGCGAUGUGGCCACCAACUCUCCCUGUCCCUGGUCCUGCUCCUAGGGGGUGUUGGGAGAACCCCCACUUCCCCUCCCUGGGCCUAGUUCUCCUCUGUAAAGUAAUGGGUUACUUCCUGAUUUUCAGUCUAUGGUCUUAAGUUGUCCCUCCCCCCCCCAGCCCCCACAAUGAGGCUCAGUUUCUCCCACCUGGAUGGGGCAUCAGCCUAGGAGCUUUACCUGGGGCCCACAUUUCCCAGUUUUCCUUAGGGGCUCAGGGCUCCCCCUAAACUACCCGAUCACUGAGCAAGAGAUGUGGGGGUUAGAGGGAAAGGAGCAAAGUCUUCAACAUGAUGGUACCUGCAGCACCCGAGGAGUCAUGGGACAAUGUUUGGCCCUGGAAGGAGUUUUUAGUUUUGGAGAUUGUGUGAAUUGAGUCUGGACUUCAUUAGCAGGGGAAUGUCUGAGGCUUCCUUAGGUGCCCCCAAGAAGGCCAGGGGGGCCUGUUACCAUGGAAGUGGAGGGCUUACACCUUCUCUUUCUGAGGGGACAGAGUGCAUGAAGCAAGGGUCUUAGGGACUUGCGCGCGUGCACACACACACACACACACACACACACACACACACACACACACACACACACGCGCUGGCAAAAGGUUGGAGCUGGGCUGACCUCCUGGUACUCAGGUCCCCUUCCUCUUCUGCCUUCCCAAUCUGCCUCCUCUGAUCUUGGAGCUCAGAGGAAUAGCCUUCCCCACCCAGAGUAGAAAUCCUGAUUUAUGCUGGUUAGGAAGACAUACUGAACCCCACCAUUCCAUGUCUUCUUUAGCUCUCACCCCCUCCCCAUGAGCCAACAUACUUUAUAGGCAGGGAGGGGAGGGGAAUGGAACUAUAGUCGUCCCCCCCCCCCAAUGCUGGGACAGGGCCUCUUAGAGACCCUCCCCCCAGUGUGGGCUCUUGGGAGAGGAGAGGGUGUGUGUGUGUGUGUGUGUGUGUGUGUGUGUGUGUGUGUGUGUGUGUGUGUGUGUGUGUGUGUGUGUGUGUGUUUCGGGGAGCAGGAGAGCAGGGCAGGCUGGGAAACUGCUGAAGCAAGGUCUGGGAGUCCUACAGACUGGGCAAGACUAGGCAGACCAGGUUGAGACAGGCUGGGCUGGGCAGGAGGGAAAAGCACAGCCCAGCCCCAGGAACAACCCAGUAAGGGUCCUCUCCAGAGAUACCCAGGGAAUGGGGCCUGAGACAGGAGCCAUUGCAACCCUUAGCUUUUCAACCUGGAUGGACUUGGUCCUGGCUGCCUCCUCGUUUGUUUAUUAUAAAUCUAUUUUUUACCAAUCCCAGCACCCCAUCUGGCCCUCUUUCUCCCUUCCUGCCCGCAUGUCCUUGCAGUCCUUGCCAUUUUUUCCUGCCUACGUGGUCCCAGUAGCCUACAGGGAGUGGACAAGGGGCCGACCCCUUCUCUGCACAGCUGGGGCUGGAGAAGUGCUGCUCCAAAGCCUGAGGGAAGGGCCUCGUUGUCUUGGUUGGGCCUGGUCUGUUCUUUUCCUUCUCUUUGUUGUACAUAAGAAUGUAUAUUUGAUGUCUUAUAAAUGCCCCUGUCUUUGGCCUGUGCUCA